GUGUUUGUUGCACCGUGUCAGUUACAUUGUAACAAAAGUGGUGCAGCCGCUCUCAGGGCCAGCACUCUAGGCCCGCCCGCCGUCAGCUGUCGCCGACAUGGAAUCCGUGGCCAGCAAUAUCCAGGUCCUGCUGCAGGCGGCGGAGUUCCUAGAGCGCCGUGAGAGAGAAGCCGAGCAUGGCUAUGCGUCCCUGUGCCCGCACCGCAGUCCAGGCCCAGUCUACAGGAGGAGGAAGCGAUCCCCCCAAGCUUCUGGCGCGCUGGACAGUGGGCGGUCUGUGCACAACGAGCUGGAGAAACGCAGGAGGGCCCAGCUGAAGCGGUGCCUGGAGCAGCUAAAACAGCAGAUGCCCCUGGGGGCUGACUGUGCCCGCUACACCACCCUGAGCCUUCUGCGCUGGGCCAGGAUGCACAUCCAGAAGUUGGAGGAGCAGGAGCAAAAGGCGAGGCGGCUCAAGGAGAAGCUGCGCAGCGAGCAGCAAAGCCUGCGGCAGCAGCUGGAGCAGCUCCGGGCACCAGCAGGGCUGGGAGAGAGGGAGCGGCCACGGGCAGACAGCCUGGACUCCUCGGGCCUCUCCUCUGAACGCUCAGACUCAGACCAAGAGGAGGUGGAGGUGGACGUGGAGAGCCUGGUGUUCGGGGGCGAGGCUGAGCUGCUACGGAGCUUCAGCGCGGGCCAGGAACACAGCUAUUCACAUGGCAGUGGCACCUGGCUAUGACCUUCACCACCCCCCAAGCCUCAAGAGCUGCUUGGAAUGGACUAAAAGGACCCUUACGUGGGAAGAGGUGCCUGCCCCCCACCCUGCCGCUGGCUGCUGGCAGUCCCUCCUUGGGGAGGGGUGCCUGGGUUUCCCCUGAGUCCUGCAGGGGAGGCAGCUUGGGCCUAGGCCACCCUUCCAGGCCUUUUUUUGUAGCACUUGGCUCUGCUGUCCCCAGGGAGGGGCAGGAAGCCUCUUGGGCCCUCACAUUCCUUUCUAGAGAAGGCCCCCUGACCUUUAUCCCAGAUACUGUACAGUAUUUUCAUUAAAAGCCUCUUUACUAA
Messenger RNA from Mustela lutreola (European mink), 1041 nucleotides. It is a transcript of the gene MXD3, whose product is annotated as MAX dimerization protein 3. The transcript is spliced from 6 exons. Gene Ontology annotation, molecular function: RNA polymerase II cis-regulatory region sequence-specific DNA binding; DNA-binding transcription factor activity, RNA polymerase II-specific; protein dimerization activity. The record is from RefSeq and is a predicted model, not a curated record. NCBI's taxonomy places the organism in Eukaryota, Metazoa, Chordata, Mammalia, Carnivora, Mustelidae. Gene Ontology annotation, biological process: regulation of transcription by RNA polymerase II. Bases 98 to 718 code for a protein of 206 amino acids.